AUGUAUAAUAGUAAAGAAAAAAAUGAGGAGGUACAAGCAAUAUCUGUAGCAAAUGAAGCACUUAUAGCACAUAAAGGGAUCAAAGUUUACAUUUCACAAUUUACAACUCCUUAUCAAAGAUGA
Messenger RNA from Cetraspora pellucida, 123 nucleotides. The record is from the annotation of a GenBank genome assembly. NCBI's taxonomy places the organism in Eukaryota, Fungi, Glomeromycota, Glomeromycetes, Diversisporales, Gigasporaceae.